Nanorana parkeri is the source of this 939-nucleotide messenger RNA. Its product is annotated as olfactory receptor 141-like. Gene Ontology annotation, biological process: G protein-coupled receptor signaling pathway; sensory perception of smell. The record is from RefSeq and is a predicted model, not a curated record. Gene Ontology annotation, cellular component: membrane. NCBI's taxonomy places the organism in Eukaryota, Metazoa, Chordata, Amphibia, Anura, Dicroglossidae. The coding region runs from base 1 to 939 and encodes 312 amino acids. Gene Ontology annotation, molecular function: odorant binding; G protein-coupled receptor activity; olfactory receptor activity. The transcript has a single exon.
AUGAGUUUGGUAAACCAGAGUUCUGUACAAGAGUUCAUUCUUUGUGGCCUAACAGAAAAACCCAACUUACAGAUUGUGCUCUUUGCCCUCUUCCUAUUAUUGUACAUCUUCACCAUACUAGGAAACACUGGGAUUAUGGUUAUAACGAAGGUUGACCCAAGCUUGAACACACCUAUGUAUUUUUUUCUGCAUCAUCUCUCUUUCUCUGAUCUCUGUUAUUCCUCUGUAAUCACUCCAGAGAUGCUGGCCAACUUUUUCCGCCAACGGAAGUCCAUCUCCUUUGUUGGCUGUGCUGCUCAGAUGUUCAUCUUUGUGACAUUUGGUGCCAUGGAAUGUUUCCUCCUUGGUAUCAUGGCCUACGAUAGAUAUUAUGCUAUCUGUAAGCCAUUUUUCUACUCUGUUGCUAUGAAUAGCUGCUAUUGUAUCAAACUUGUAGCUGCUGCUUAUGUUGGCAGUGUCAUAAAUGCUUUGGUUCACACCAUAGGAACUUUCUCAUUGAGGUUCUGCAAAUCCAACGUCAUCAAGCAUUUCUACUGUGACAUCCCACCUCUUCUGAGUCUUUCCUGCUCUGAUACAACCAUUAACCAAUUUCUACUAGUUAUUUUUGGUAUCUUGACUUCAUGGUUCUCCCUUAUCGUAAUCAUCAUCUCCUAUGCCUACAUCAUUUCCACUGUCAUCCAAAUACGAUCCAACCAAGGUCGGUUUAAAGUCUUCUCAACAUGUGGUUCUCAUUUCACUGCUGUCAGCAUGUUCUAUGGAGCCCUAUUCUUUAUGUACUUCCGUCCUGCAAAGAGUUUUUCUGUGGGGCAGGACAGUGUAGUCUCAAUAUUUUAUACUAUUAUGAUUCCCAUGUUGAAUCCAGUGAUAUACAGCCUUCGGAACCAAGACGUCAAAGAGGCACUGAAAAAAAACAUUCAAAGGGUUGUUUGGUAUCAUUGA